UUACCAAGCAAAACCAGUGUAAACUGUAUUGUCGUAUGUCUGGCACUGCCAUCUAUUUCAAGUUAAAAGACAAAGUCAUUGACGGAACACCAUGUAACCAUGAGACCACGGACAUUUGCGUAGAUGGAAAAUGUAUGGUAGGUGUGGGUGUUCAUACUUUCUUGUUGGAAAACACGGCCACGUGACAGUCAAAUGUGACUCUAGAAAGAUUGACGUACAACAAAAUGAGCCAUGGACUCUUGAAAAAUGUCGGCCAAUUCGUUACGUUUAAACCUUCUCUAGUUUUGUUGAUCACUGCCCCCAUUACCUCUUUUGUAUUUUUGAGUGAUUGUGUGUGUAUGCUUUACUAUAGUUCAAACAUUCUGACACUUAAUUGUGUGAUCAGCUGGAAAGAGCUAAAAUUGUAUCAACCGCAAUACUGAGCCCAUUUUAAAACGUUAUGGUGCACCAUACAAGAAUGUUUUGCCGUCACCUUCGUUCUAGACUUUUUUUGUUAUGUAUGUAAUUUUAUAUCUAUUCAUUUUUUUUAAAUUUUCAGCCUGCGGGGUGUGACAGAGUGCUAAACUCAAAUAAGAAAACUGACAAAUGUGGAGUGUGUGACGGUGACAAUUCAUCCUGUAGACGUUUCUCAGGAACUUUCAACGAAACAAAUUUUGGUGAGGCGUGGCUACUUGUGUAAUGUAUUGCUUGCUUAACGUAUUCCCAAGUCCAAUUUAUAACACCUGUAAAAAAAAGUGCGUUAGUUAACUGCUAAUGUAUUUAAUUGAGAGAACUAUUUGCUUACUUUGUUUUAACAACCCCCCACUAAAGACGGGACAGCCAAGUCUAGCCUUUCGCAGGGCAAAGGAAGGACCUUCUUCCACAAUUAUUGUAUGGUGCUUGUCGGGUCCUCAGGAAAUGAUCCUCCGACAUACUCUCUGCAGACCAACGUCUAACUUGUACUAAAUCUAGCCUGCCGCGUGGACGAAAGAAAUGCUUGUGAAAAUGAUUUCUCAUAAUACACACCACAGUUCACGUGCCUACGUCAUCACUACGAUCGCGUAGUCAUGGUUCGUUUUAUAGAAAAAAAGAAUGAUCCGUUUGGAAACGAGGAAAAUGUGCUUGUAGGAGCACUAGACACAGGCGUCGCUCUGGGCAAGUUUAUGCCAAAUCUUUAUAAUAAAUUGUUUUAUUAACUGAAUUACGCUUUUUUCCUGAGCUCAUUCACGAUGAUUAUUGACAUCAAGAUCGGCAAACGUUGACGUAAGUAAUCGUUUUUGCCUUUGUGUUUAUAGGGUAUAAUUUUAUCUUUACAAUUCCUGUCAAUUCAACGGACAUAGUGGUUACACAGUAUGGUUGGAAAAAUCGGGAGGAUCCGAAUUAUCUAGGUAAGUGCUAAUCAAGGUGAUGUAUAUUUGGGAUUGAGAAUGCUUUUCGUUCUUAGUUCCAUCAAGUCUAUUGAAUUUUCUCCAUAACGCAGACCGCUGAGCGUAAUCUAGAUUCGCUCUGCCAAAGAGUCCGCUUUUGAGAGGGGAGGAAAACGAGCUUGAGAAUCAGCUCCGUAUAAAUUGUUGGGGUGUUGGGCACGCCAAGUUUAAGGGUAGACGCAGGAUGCUACGUAUGUAAGCUAACAGCGCUAUGCUGUGCGCAAGAAAAACAUGGAUGGAAAUAUGAUCCUAUGGACAGCAUAGCCUGCAAUGUUGAGAAAGAUGCUACGCGAAGGGAUUUCAAGGGUUGGCGUAUAAUAAAGAGCUUUAUGCAGUGCUCAAUGUUGAUCGCAAGGAUUGCAUGGGUGGACGCAACGCUGAUACUUUCAAAAUAAUGGACAACAUUAUGAGCGAUAUUGAAGGAAACAGUUUCAGGGGUGAACGCGCGAGGCCACGCGCACCAUAGCUCACAAUAGUACGAAAGAUAUUGCGUAAAAACUUGAGGGGAGGAUACCUGUUGCGCACAACAUUACAAGCUAUGAUGCGUGCUAGCUUAUGAUAUUUCGCACAGCAAUUUAAGGAAUCGAAAAGGCCCACGAUGCUGCGUACAAUAUAGCGGACUAUAUUAUGCGGAAUAUUGCCGACCGCAAUUCUAGGCGGUGGACGCAUAACGGUUCGUACCUCAUAGCGAACAAUUCUGCUGUGAUAUUUCUUACAUUCUUAAGAUUCCUAGUUUGUACACAUGACGACGUGAUUGACAUAGCUUAAAACGUGAGCCAUUAAUUGACCUUCUCUGUCCCUAUCAGCCCUUCAAAGUGCCAGCGGUAGGUUCCUUCUCAACGGAGGGAUGAUCAUUGGGUUAGGAGUAAGAGAAUUCAGAACAGCAGGAUCCAAAAUAUGGUACUCAGGCUCGGAAAAGGUUAUGGAACAGAUCAAGAUUAAUGGCAGACUCACCGAGCCGGUCAAAGUCUACGUACGUUGUUAGUCUUCUUUUUGAUUGAUUGAUUGAUUGAUUGAUAAAGGGAUUGAUUGAUUGGUUUUUCUUUUUGCCUGACAAAUGAUUUCGGUUCAGAGGGAGGAAUCAUAUUAAUGCCCAACUUUGAAUUUAGGCUACAAGCAGUCGUCCCUUUCCUCAGAGCCACACGCCACUAGCGAAAAAUUAAUUAAUGUAAAAUUUAUGGUAAAUAAAGAGGGAAAAUAAGAGACCGCUCUCAGUCAACUUCCGAGAGAUUUCAUGUAAUUUCAGUGUGCGAGUCCAAGAUUUAAUCCAGUGCCGUACCUAUUCAACAGAAAGAAACUGAACCUCAAUAAUUUUUUUUUUGGAAAGUGCGAUAUGUGUUUUAUGAUCUUCAAUUUAAAAUGUCCCACUUGUCUUCGGCGUCGCCUUUGGCCACUCAUCAGAUACAAAGAAGUUUAACGCAGUUUUCUGUUGUUAAUUUUUUUCGCACCAAUUUUACGCUUGAUGCUUAUUAACUAACUUGGAACAUUUGCGUCGUGUUAAAGAGUAUGUGAUUGCAAGUGAGAACUUAUUUCAAUUACUUUAUAGGUUUUUGAGGUUGAGGAUGUUGUACCCCCAAACGUUCACUAUAGUCUUAAUAAAAUGGUAGCUGAACCAAAGAAGUUUGUUUAUAAAUGGGAUCGACUGGGUCGAUGGACACAGUGUAAUAAGCUAUGCCAAGGUAAGACUUGUCCCUUAUGAGGUCACGCAACGCUAAACUGCGAAGAGCGGGGAGAAGCAUUGCGUUACACGGCUACAAAGAAUAUUUUAUAUGCCAAUGUGCCGAGUUUUUUAUAAACAUUUUCUCUCAAGCUUUCCAUGUUUGUGCUAAAUGCACUUAUAAUACGCUUAGACCAAAAUCAUAGGAUUAAUUAGUAGUUAACUGGUUUUUCGUUCUGUGCUUUGGCAAUUUUUCGUCCUUGAACAGCUGUAAGGAAGCAAGAGAUAUUUCCUUUUCCUUCAAUUAUGCCAGUACAAGUUCAUCUGUCAGGCCAUCGUCUUUUUUUCUCCGUUUAGCGUUGUCCGACCGACGCAAAUUUUUGGGAUUUUCAAAACAAAAAAAACGACGUAGUUGAACCAUUUUUCACUUAAAAUAAUCCUUUUAAUGUGAACGAUGAGCAUAGUGACAGCAUAGAGAAAAACAGGAACAAAAACAGGAACAUUUUUUACAGUAUAUUGUGUAUUUUGUAACUCCAAAUAUGUGAAUUUAACUUUUAACGUCGUCCUGGGUUACCGGGGCCUCCUAUUCCGAGACUUCCGACCUAAUAUCAGGAAACGCAUUCGACGCUAAACGAAAAAAAAGGGGGAUGGCCUCAUAUAUAAUAAAAAACCAUCAGAAUAUACUUAGUUUUAGUUUUUCAACAUGGCAAUGCUUUUUCUGUUGGGCCAUUAAAGCGAGUUUUUAAGGCCUGUUAAAUACUUUCUGAAGAGCCUAGUUUUUAUUCCUCGUUUACUCAUUCUGUUCUGUAAAUUACGGAUCCUCUUUUAAUCCUCUUCAUUUAUAGCUUGGGCGUUUCGUGCUGGGCUUUAAAUCAAAAGACAAAAACCCGGUCCGUAAUUGUAAUUUACUGUACCGGCCUCGAACUCUGCUAAGAAGAGGUAUUUAUUUUCAUUCGCUGCAAAGAAAAAAUGAGGACAGCAUAACUAAAUUGACUUGAAAGCAGUAAAGCUUUUCAAACCUUUUGACGAGAAAACUGCACUUACCAGCUCUCUUCUAUUUCUUUUGCUCAAAAAGCGGGCUCUGUUAAAUUCGUUUACUUUUUGUAAACUAAAACUUAACCCAAUGUCAUUACAUGUGAACACUUCAUUAGGCAUAAGAAAAAGGCGACCAAGAUGUGUCCGCGUUAUUGAUGGUCAGUUAGUCUCCAACUCCAGAUGUGACCAAAGUACACGGCCGAGCACUGUUACCGAGGAGUGUAAUAUUAGUUGUCGGCUCAGGUGGGUAGCGCAAUCUAUCUUCUAAAGCAUACGUUACAACGGUAACAUUAGCCUCGGAAAACAGGCUACAUUUCACGACGUCACCACUGGUUUCCACUGGUUUCCCCGCGAAAUGACGUCUAGGGAACAAGCGCAGAAAUUUCAUAUCGAUAACGUGUUACUACCUAAAUCUUUGUUGUACAUCUGAUUGGUUGAAGCAUAUUUCCCUUGCGGCCCGACCAAUCAUAAGCACUACCCACAUCUGGCUAGUGGCACGUCAUCAGUAUGGAAUUUCUGCUUUCGGUCCUCAGACGUCAUUUCACGGGGAAACCAGUGGUGUCGACGGGAAAGGUCAACUGUUUUCUCAUGCUACACUAACAUCAGUCGACGAUGUCACCUUAAAAGCCGUAUCCACAAAAAAAAUGUUUUGCUUCGUUAAUUUCAGUUUACAGUUUAACGACCGUGUUUCCUCUCUCUGUCACAGAUGGCAAAUUGAAAACCCUGGAAGAUGCUCAGCGCGUUGCGGGCUUGGCUACCAGAGUCGAGUUGUUAAGUGCGUUCGUGUUCAUAAUGACCGCUGGGGCGAGGUCCUGGACAGGCACUGUCCCAGCAAAACCAAGCCCCCUCUUUUUGUGCGUUGUAAUGGCACUUGUGAAGGGACCAAAUGGGUCUACUCUCAGUGGUCGAAGGUAAGUGUUGUUGCUGUUAAACGUCAUAUACUACGCUACUUUACCCAUGCUCGAAUGAGAAUUGAUCACGUGAUCAAUUUUUCCCGCCAUUGUUAACGGGCACGUUUGCCCUGUGUCGUUUGCCGUUAUCGAAGAGAUUUAGAAUCAUGUUUACGGCGACUGGCAAACGUCAAAUUGAACCACAAGACCAAGUUAUCAUCUAAUUUUUCGUCUCUUAAUUUGAGAGAUUGCCAAUGUAAAUCUCGCUUUUGCCGUUUUCCGUGAACGCGAUUCUAAAUCUCUUUAAAUGUUGGUUUUUACAUCCAUACAAGACAUAGCGUUUAAUUACAAUGAUGUCUUAUCCUAUAUUUUUUUAAUUAUCUGACAGGAAAAGGCCAUUUCAUGAAACCUUAGUUAUGUUGGGCGUUCUGUGAUUAUAACGUUUUUAUUUACAGUGUUCAAAAAGUUGCAAUGGUGGCAAGCAAACUCGUUCAGUAGACUGCGUGGACAACUUUGGAGAAAUUCUCAAGGAGCGUGACUGUCGCCCUUCUGACAAGCAAAGGCUGAGACGACAGUGUAACGCAUUUGCUUGUCCUCGGUGGACCACUGAAAAUUGGAGCUCGGUAAGUCGGUGCCAGGUUUGCUUCACUUGGUUUUGGGCGAAACUAUUGGCUACUAGUGACGAUUAAAGUUGUGUGGAGUGUCGUGCUAAGGGGUAAAAGAUAUCAUACCAAAAAUAACACUUAAGUCAUUACCUAAACAAUACGCGCCAAGAUCCUUUGAGCGUGCGAGUAAAGCCGUCCCUCCUCGCUCCCCACCACGAGAGGCGUUUCGCGACCCCUGUGGCGAGGAGAGAGAAGAGAUGACUGUAUUCGCAGGCAAACAGUGGCGAAUCCAGGAGAGGGGCCCGGCCCCGCCUCUUACCUCAGGGUCUGGACGACAGCCCUCCCCCCUCCCCUCCCCCUAUCAGAAGGUCUGGAUCCGCCACUAGCAAAGUUCCUUUUUUUCUGUUUCAAAUUCUCGAAGAAUCAGAGAAAAGGUCGCCAAGUCGAUAGUGAGCCUCAAGGCAGUGGGAGUAUCCCAUGUGUGAUCGAGAAAGAAGGGGAAACUAGAGAGAUAUUCCCUGACUUUAACUCUUUUUCUUCCCGCUUUCUGUCCAUUACUCACUAUUUCACUUCUAUCUGAAGAACCUCUGGGCAAUGGCGCAUCCAGACCUUCAGAUAAGUGGGAGGGGGGCCGUCAUCCAGACUCUGGGGGCCGGGCCCACCGAUCCCCUCCCCUGGAUCCGCCAGUGCCUCUGGGACAGACUAAGCUUUUUAGUGAAGUGUCAAUCGGUAGUAUCUCCUGAAUUUUCAAGAUGAUGUUGAAAGAUUCUGAGACGAGUACAUUGUAUAUGUUGUAGACUCUGCGCUGUAGUAUAGUGGUUCUGGUAAGGACUCUUCUAUAUGGAGUAAUUUUAAUUCGGUACUUAAGCGCAGCAGGCUUUGGUACCAAAGGUAUCAUUAGUUUUUCUAGUCUACGAAACAAGUGGUUUCUGACGUGUGCUUCUUCACUAAGUUAACAUUGUGAGCUCACAAAACAAAUGGCUUAUAUUUUGGCUUCUUAGCAACCUACUAUGGUCCUUCCAAGAAGGCUCAUGCACUGACCUUUACAUGUUUAUCUCUCAGUGCAGCGUGACUUGUGGGUCUGGACAGCAGACUCGACUGGUGAAAUGCAAAGGACAUCAGGGAAUAGUUGACGAAGGACUGUGCAAACAGAGAAGACCUGCGACAACACAACCUUGUGAGCUUCAAGCUUGUCCUUAUUGGUUCGCUGGUGAUUGGAGUGAUGUAAGUUAAGAGUUGAGUCUUGUUGCUGUGCCUUGCUUAAGGAGUAUUGGUUUUAACGGUCGUAGCUUAGGAUUAUAUUUACAGACUUUAAACAUAGCAUCGCCUAAACGUGAUAAACAGCUUCACAGAAAAACGCUGCUCAGUAGCUUUGAUUUGAACGUUGAACUGCAAUAGUCAGUACUGGCGUAGUCUGUCGUUUUCCCUUUUUUUAUCAGUUAAUUAUUUAUUUAUUAGCUCAGCCACCCAUCCACCCCCACCCGCUGGGACUGGCGGUCGAUAUAUCCCCCGGCUCGCGGUUCUAUUUUUCGUUCGCGCACUAGAACAUUACCACCGUUUUAAGCAUAAUAAAUAGUACCAAGGAAAAGUGCUACUUGCAUUCAGUUGAAAAGUGACACAAGAAGACGCUGGGACCCUUUGAAGAUACUAAAAACCCUGUAGAAUAAGGCUUCCGAAAUGAGCUGAUUUAAACAACUUUCAGUUUGUCGAGAGAGCAAUCUGCCGUGACAAAAAUGAAGAAAGCGAAUGAGCGAAGAGGACACUAGGGACGAGGGGAAAGGCAAAGGUUUCUCCUACCCUCCCUUCUCGCCUUAGUCCUCCCCCGUUUGCCUCGUUUGAGUGCUCGUACUCAGUAUGCAUGCCGCUCGACAAUUCUGCGAGAGGAAGCUCUAGAAUUGCGAAAGGUUUUAUAGAUUUUCUUCUUCUUUCUUCACCAGUGCUCCGCGACUUGUGGUAGCGGAAUGAUGACUCGACAGAUCAUGUGCUUGUCUCCAGGCAAGGUCGCUAGACCCCUGAGUGAAGAAAAAUGUUCAGCUGCAACAAGACCUCAGUCGCACAAAGUUUGCAAAACACAAGAGUGUUCGACGCUGUAUAAGAUUGAUCACGAAGGAGAUCUUGAUGAUCAUUACUGGCGGCUCAGUAUGUGGACUCCGGUAAUGUUUCUUGCUACUACUUGCUGUUGUUGUAGAAUGAGAAGCAAUACAAUGCAGUGUUUCUCUCUAAAGUUAAAAAAGCAAUGACAAAGAAACUUUUAACAAUGAAAAACAUGAGAAGUUAACAAAUGGGACUAGGCUACGCUGUCUGGAAUAAGUGGCAAAAAACAAAGUGAAACGAAGCGAGCCGAGCGGUGGACUGGGCCGCUCGGCUCGCUUUAGCUCGGCGAUUCUCUUUAUCUCUUUUCCUCAACCACAGAGCCUGGUCCCAGGCUACACAAAGUGUUCCUGAAGUUGAAUUCAGUACUACCAACAAAUGAAAUCAUCGAGUGGUUGGACUAGUCAAACUCGGGACCUCCGAAUUGUGAAUCCUGCGCCAUGACCAUUCGUGCAAGCUGCCCCUACCUUAUAGUUAUUGUUGUUUUUCGUUAAUGCUUUUGUUGUUGUUAUUGUCGUUAGACGUAUUACUUUUUGUUUUCUUGUGUUAUGUUAACAUUGUUAUCAUUACUGCUUGUGUUGUUGUCGUCGUUGUUGUUUUUUCGUUUGUUUGUUUGUUUGUUGUUGUUUUUGUUCAGGACUCAAAAUAAAUUUGGGACUGUCGCCGGUGGUGUUGACCGGUCAAAGUGUUAAACCCCCGUAACACGAUGAUAACGUCAACGUCCUAGCCUAACAAGCAAAAACAUAAAGGGAGAAAAGAAGCUGGUCUUCUUGAAACGAAACGGUGUAGAAAUGUAUUUUCAUUCUGGUCCCGACAAGUGGCCAUCUUGGCCGGACAUUGUCCGUCAACCGGCCGUUAUUUGGGCCCUGAUGUUUGUUGUUGACAUUGUAGUAGUGGCGAUGUAAAUGCUAACUGAAUGUUAGUUGUUGUUAUUGUUGUUGUAUUUGUUCGGUUGGUGUUGCGGUUUUGCGACUGUCUUGCUUGGGCUGGAAAAAUCCCAUGAACGCUCCUUAAAACCAAGAGGUCAUUUAUUUUUUUUUUAUGAACGUUUAGUGUUCUGUGUCAUGUGGAGAAAAGCCUGGGACUCAGUAUCGUGACGUCGAGUGCGUACUUGUGAGAGGUAGGCAACAGGAUGUGGUUGAUGAAAAUCACUGUGCGCAUACCCCAAAACCCGCUGACCUGAAGGAAUGCCAAGUUCUACCGUGCACAACCUGGAGACACGGAUCUUGGGGUGGAGUAAGUUUGAAGUAGUUGCUAGGCGACUUCCGAGUCCCAAAAACGCUCACUUUCAAAAUGAGGCCAAGUGUGCAACCUUUCUUGUGAAAAUGGGUUUUUUGCAUGCGAAUGAAAAAUCAUUUCCGUAUCAAAGGCUGAGCACCUAACCUCGUUAUGAUACAGAGGCCUGGGGAACUCGGAAACGGCCAGUUUUUGCUGAUAACACUUGUCUCGAUUUUGAUUAUUCCAGAUUUAACAGAAAGUGAAUCUUAUUAUUGUUUUAUUAUACUGUUUUAUUAUUAUUCAUUUUUUAAGCACGGAGCACAGUUUGACAUUGUUCUUGGAAAUCACCUAUUGCGCGCCCAACCUAUAGAUGAGUCAGUUUUUUGCUAGCAGAUGACUCACUAAUCAGGUUGCGCUGAUUUCCAAAUUAACUGUUGGCUCUUAGCCAAUGACAAGAAAGAUAGUGAGGACAAUGUAUAAUAAUAAAGAUGAUGAUGAUGAUAAUAAUAUUACUACUACUAAUAAUAAUAAGAAGAAGUAAUAUACAAAUUAACUCUCUUUCCAGAAUCUAUUAUUCCAGAAUCGAAACAUGUAAAAUAUUUCCAAAUUUUGAUCUGUGCAGAACUUAUUGAACUAUGUGUUUCGACAUUUCAAAACGGAAUAAAAUUUUAUUAUAUUUAAAAGAGCAACACGGUUAGUAAAUCAGAAGGGUGUUAACGAGAACUACUUUCAAUAGAGCUGGAAAAACAGAUAAUGUUGCCUUCAUUUUGUCAGUCAGGCCUUGGGGAUUUAAACGCUUAGUAUGCCUAAUAAAUGCCACAGAGAACCCAACAGAAGGAGGCGUCCUCAAUCACCAAUAAAGAUCAAUGUAAAUUCAUUUGCUUGUGCUUUUAUUUCAGUGUUCACGGCUUUGUGGUAAGGGUGUGCAGCUUCGUGUGGUCAAGUGUACCUAUGAUAAUUUUAAAAUAACCGUGGACAAGAACUGCGAUUUGAAAAGCAAACCGUUAAGCAUACGCCCAUGUGAAAUCAGAGAAUGUAUCCCAACGUCUGCAGUACCAACCUCGACACCAACCCCGACAUCUCUGCAAGCGGUGCCGAGCUGGAAGACGGGGACCUGGGGUCAAGUAAGGAUUUAAUUAACCAUGUGUGUGAUUACCGACAUUUGGCGAGCGAUUCAAGCGCAAGCACAAGAGGUUUAUUUUUUGAAAAAAAGAUACGUUCAUUUAAAGGAUACAACAUGAAAUUCUUCCAAAGAAACAAUGCAGAUCAGAUAAUUCAGAGCCACGGGAAAAAAAAUACAUGAAAAACUAUAUCCCGAAAAGCCUGUUACAAUUGUUGACUAUGCGGUUUGAAAGAAUCCUAACUACUAAUUUGCCAAUAAGAUUCGUAAUUAUGUGAAGGGAAUUAGUAUGUGCAAUCAAAUAGCGACAAGUGAAACUUCACGCGCGUUUUGCCCAAAUUCUAAUAAUUUAUUAUUAAUUUAGUAAAUUAUUAGGAUUUGGACAAAACGCAAGUGAAAUCAUUCUCUAAUUUCACGAGUAUACCAUUUGAUUACCUAUUAAUAUCAUGGGGGAAGAAUUACUUUCGCAAUCGUGGAUUUUUGACAUGUUUAUCGGGGUUUUAUCGCGUCUAUCGAGAAGUUCAGAAUUUUCAGAAUUUUUCAACAAAAUACCUGUUAGAAUCCUCCUUCAUGUGCUUUUUCGUGUGUUUAGGUUUUCUAAAACGUCUUUCAAUGCCCUGACAUCUUCAUUCAUAAAAUUUUAAACAUCGCGCAGAAUGGCUAUUGUUGUCGGGACAUUUACUUACAGUCGAGCUAGAAGCAUAGGGCUGUAAUAUUACAGGUGAAGCGUGAACUGAAUCACUCUCAUUGGUGGAAGUCUGGGUGGUCUUUCCUUUGUAGCGAUUACCUCCUUGUUCAUCAACUUGUCAGGGCGGAGCAAAAAAAACAAAGGCCAUGCGAGCUGUUUUUUAUCCUGUUGUUUCUUAAUAUCUCAGCUUAAAUCGCUUAUGCACUGCGUUCUUACGAGCGUGACAACAGAAACACAGAAGUCUUUACAAUUAAUAUUUCAAUGCGCCGAAAAUGAAUCAAUUUUACGAUCCUUUUACAACUGAGGUUGAAUAAAGUUACAGUCCUUUGAAAACUGGUUGCAAAUUAUUACUGUCAAAGAAAAUUAUCGCGCUCGAAAUGUUAGAGAGCGCUUGUGUCGUCACUAUUACGCUUUAACCCCAAAGCCAUCUGGCACUGAGACGUAUGGAAGGUAGCCAUGGCAGUUUUGUAAUUGCACAUGUGAAACAUAAAUGAACGCUGAAAUUUCGCGCCAAAAUUAAUUAAGGAAUAACUCGUCACCCAUGAUAUUAUGGCUCUAAAGCAACAAUACAGUCCUUCUUUUAAAAUUGAAACUAUAGGGCUAACGGUACCGUUUUUUUUGUUCUGUUUUUUUAACUUUUAUUUGCUAUAUUUGCAGUGCUCAGUGACCUGUGGCUUAGGAGUAAGAAAGCGAACGGUUGAAUGCAGCGAUAAAAGUAGCAGUUGUGAUGCUAGAACCAAACCAGAAACGACUGCAUUAUGUAAUCUCAAAGCCUGCCCACAAUGGAAAACAAGUCAGUGGGGAGAGGUAAGCUAUUUAUGAUGUUCCACUUUCUACACUUUAAACGAACAUGGAAAUAAUUGCACUUAAAGUAAAGAACUUGAUUCAGACCAGGAAUCGCGUACUAGUGGUGUUAUGGCCAGUAACGUUUUUGAUAGACAGACAGUGCAUUGUAGUCGUCUUAUUUCGGCGAAGUUUGUUGGAAAAUCACACCCGUUGGACGGGAAAAAACCCUUGAAAUUAGAACAUAUGAGAAUGUUUACUUGAAUUGUAAAAGCCUUGCUUCUUUCCAAAACAAAGAACCUUCAAACGGCCUCUUAUAUUUUGCACCGAAAAUGAAGAGCGCGCGGGUGCCUCGUGGGAAAGGAUGCAACAGGAAGCCACACAAUUUGCAGUUUAAUUGUUAUUCUGUGACUUAUGUUUAGUGUUCAGUGACCUGCGGUCAAGGACAAAGGCAACGUGAAGUACAAUGCAGAUAUGAGGAUGGUAAAGCAAGUAAUGAAUGUGAUGAAAGCAAUAAGCCAAAGAGCAUCUUUGUCUGUGUGUUGGGAGAGUGUCCAGUUUGGCGCGAAGAGCCCUGGGGAGAGGUCAGUGCAAACACUUACUUACAGUCCCUCACUUACACACACAAUUACAAUUGGUCACUUUCACGAUGACGUCAUAGUGAUAGGUCCAAACCUUGUACAAGAGACGUUAAACAAAAAGAGCUUAUUAUUGCUUAUUAUCUCCAGAGGAUUUUGUAAAUUGAGGCUAUGGUGGAUAAAUUAAUGCUCUGUUGCUUUAGGCAGGCUCCCGGCCGUAAUUUUUGUCAUUUGAUAUUGACUUAAGGCUUGGCGCACGCUACUGGUGUACACGAGCGUAACACCGUGCCUUACGCACGAUUCGCGCUCAAGAAAAGGCACGGUUUUUGUGCCAAAGCACGGGAAAAAAACAUGCAAAGGCACAGAUUAGGCACACUUUAGGCACAGUUAAGGCACGUUUUAAAUAUUGCUAAGGCACACUUUAGGCACAGUUUUGGCACGGUUUAGGCACGGUUUGGGCACAAAUAUUCAACGCUGGGCACUUUUUUGAAAAUCUUUGUAACCCGACUUGCAAAAAAGAACAAACUUGGUACGAAUUACAAAAAUAAUUCAGAUCAAACACGAUACAGUUAGAAGUAUAGGAAGUGUAAGUUUUGAGCCGCGCCGAAAGUCGGGAAAAUUAAAGUAUUCUUCGACAGUCCGUGUUUACUCCGAGGAUAAAGUGGAAAUUCACACGCGAUAUAUGCCGGUCUGAACCUUUUCGAUUGCCAUGCAAUUUUAUAGACUCGCUUUCUUUCGUUUCUAAAAGAAAUCGUGAAAGAAAGUCGAAGCCAUAAUAACAAAAACAAAGCUAAAGAAGUGAGGCACAAAAAUAGCCAAUAAAAGUCGUAGAAAAUACUUUUUGCGAUCGCGGUAAAAUUGGCCUGAAUUUGCAUAACAACAUGAAAAGUACAAAGUGGUAAUUUGAAACCUUCAUGCCAACGCGUGUUGUUUUUUAAAUACAAAAUGCGGCUGCUUUUUAAAAAUAUUUCUCUAACUAAAAAAGUAGGAUUUACACUGUAGUAAAAUAAUUCAAGCUGCUUGUUUGUUUUUGUUUUCUGGCUCUGUUAGCAAAUUAAGCUUUGAUCGUAUAAUAAUCGAUGAGACGUGCCAUUUAUUUCAAAACUCAUCGGCGUGCAAUCAAUUUUUUCGUUUUCAUUUUUUAAGUCAUAUCACAAGUAAAUUCUUUUCUUGAAUGCAAAUCUGCCCUCCUGAAAAAAACAAAUAUUUCGUUCCAACUAAACGCUCCAUUAAGAAGGGGAGAAGAAACCUACUUGGAAAUUUUUUAACAUCGAUGAAAUUAGCAUAAUAUCAACAAUGUAAUUGAGCUGAGCACUUACUUUAAAUACGCUAACCUGUUUAAGAUUCCAUUUUCCUGUUUGUCGGGGCUUUCCCUGCUGUCUCUAACGGUAUUCUGAGUCAUGUUAUUUCUUAUUAGGGGAUAAAAAGGUCGUCAGACCGUGUUUCUAGACUUCGUAAGCCUCAAAACUGACAUAAUUGCCGUGCGCCCUUUUCGUUCGCUGUGGAGCUCGGUAGGCUGGACACGAUUUCCCGAGUGACUCAAUAUUUUGGCACAACUUGUGCACAGAUUAGGCACAGUUUGGGCACAACUUAGGCACGGCUUAGGGACGUUUUUCAAAACUAAAAUACACACUUUAUGCACAUCUUAGGCACAUUUUAGGCACAAAAUCUUUAUGCCAAAGCACACUCUAGAAUCCGAUUUUCGGUCCAACGCACGGUUUACGAAUUUUCACGUUAAAAAAUGCUGUCUAACCUUACAUAUUUGAUCUUAGCGUAAAAAUGGGUUUCCCGAAGUCUUAACAGUUAGUCUAUAAGGAAAAUUUAACUUAUGAGCAUUCCAAAAAUUAUUAUUUCUUCUCUUAACAUCAACAGAAAGUCAAUGAAAAGCAAUCUUUUAAAUUGACGUUCGCGCUGCACAGAGAUCGUAUGUAGACAGAACAUCUUUCUGAAAACGCCCUAACUUUGUUGUUUUGCCAUUAUGUUCAGUAAUUUUUAAUACAGUUAGUACUCAUAAGUCACUGACCUCUUCAGAGAAAUUUUUCCAAAGUACCAUUAACAGAAACAGAGAAAUCCCACAAUAUGCGUGGUUAGACUAUAAAUGUUACGCGAGCUGUUAAAAAAUGGUCCCAUUUUGAGCCAUAUUUUUCAUAUUUCAAUUUUAUUUUGGUCUUACAGCCAGGAAAAAAAUAUUCAGUGAAAAGCUGUUUAUAAACUUUAACUUCUUGCCAAAUAUCGAUGCGAUCUGAGUUUUAAUAAGUUCAUAAGAGCCAAACGAUGUGAGAUUCUUAGCCGUGUACACCAGUAGCGUGCGCCAGGCCUUAAACCUUUAUCUCUUCACUGACCCGCUAUUUUCUUCUUAACGUUAGAGAUUGUCGAGCGCACGUAUGAAUAUAAAAACCGCGGUGCAAAAUUCGUCGAAGAAAAUGAUAAAGAAAAGAGGACCGUUGACAGGCUUCUUUAACCCAUUAGGAAGAAUUUUAGCAGCUCUCUUACAUCCUCGCUUAUAUGGUCGUUUCGCCUUGCUCGUUGAAAUUUUAUUUAUCAAGCGGAACUAAAAUAGAGCCUAGCCUUAGGUAAUGUUGACUUGUGAUAAGCGUACUCCACGAAUCACAUCAUCAUGUCGGCAUUUUCCGCACGAAGGGUCUGUCUCUUGCUUUUCUAACUUAAAUUCUAACAGCGAUUAAUUUUUUUAUGUUCCAGUGCUCAGUUUCCUGCGGUAAAGGUAUCAGACAGCGAAGUGUCAGCUGCAGACUAGCGAGUGGCCAGUUAAGUCCCGGAUGUAGCGAGGAAAACAAACCUACAUUCAGAGAACCUUGCAACAUUAGACCGUGUCCAACAUGGAUAACAGGAGACUGGGGCAAGGUAAUGUGUCACCUGAUUGCUUAAGAGUAUUUAUUAUCAAUGUUUUUUUAUAGUUUGUUUUGUUUGUUUGUUUUGAGAGGGAACAACAGACAGUUAUUGGAUAAACUGGCAAACGUUUGACCCUGUACCACAUGUUAUGAUUUUUGCUCUCUCUCUCUCUCUCUCUUUCGUUGUGGGGAAUUAGACGUUCAUUUCAUUUCUAUUUAUUUUGUUUACAGUGCUCAGUAACCUGUGAUUCUGGAAUCAAAGUUCGUUCUGUGGAAUGUAGUGAUAAGGACUUCAGUUGUGAUGCGAGAACUAAACCGCAAACCACGACUCAAUGUAACCUUAAACCUUGCCCAAGAUGGAAAACAAGUCCAUGGGGAGAGGUAAACUGUUACUUGCAUACAAACGCCAAAAGUAGAUAAAACUUUCUUCACUUUUCACCAACUACACAAGACAGCACACGAAGUUUCUUUGUAUGGCAAUUUUGUGCUCUGCGGAAAAAGAAUAAAGCCUUUCCACAUGACCUCCCGUCCGCCAUGUUUGCGGCCAUGUUGGUGUCUUUUAAAAACUAGUCCCGUGGUGGUGGAACUCUUUUCAUUUGUAAACGAUUUCUUUCUUCGCGAUAAUAUUGCAUAGCUGUAGGCCACGUGAGUGAAAACGCUCUAUAGAGCACCAAAAAAAAGGGAGCGCAGUCCGUAAUCAUGCACGCUAUGUAGGAGCAAGGAGAGGGAGCUUGAAAAGAAGCAUAAAAUCCGCAGUUUAAUCGUUGUCUUGCUGCUUUCGUGUAGUGUUCUGUGACUUGCGGCCAAGGACAAACGCAACGUGAAGUACAAUGCAGUUAUGAGGAUGGCACGACAAGUAAUCAAUGCAAUCGAGGUAAAAAACCGGAGAGCAUCAUGGACUGUGUAAGGGAAGAUUGUCCCACCUGGCGCGAGGAACCCUGGGGUGAAGUAAGUACAAACCUACGGGAUAUUAUUACGAUGACGUCAUUUGAGCUGUGUCGUACCCAGAUCUCUUGUCGACGAAGCCAAGAGAUCUAGGUUCGAGAUAAGUUGUCAUAAAGCACGUUCACAAUAAGCUAUCGUGAGGGGAAACAAAUUUAUUAAACGUCCUUUUUGCUCCAUUUUAGUGCUCCGUUUCCUGCGGCGAAGGUAUCAGACAGCGAAGCGUCAGCUGCAGACUACCGAGUGGCCAGUUAAGUCCCGGAUGUAACAAGGACAACAAACCUGCGGCGAGAAAAAAUUGCAACAUCAGACCCUGUCCAACAUGGAUAACAGGAGACUGGGGCAAAGUAAGACAUCAUUUUUACUUCAUUAAUAGUUCCUGAUAAGAAGCGCAGUUUUUGUUAGUUUCUGUCUUUCUUUUUUGUGAAGUAUUUUUCGUUUUCAUCAUUGUUGGUUGUUUCGUUUGUAGUGUUCAGUGAGUUGUGGCUCAGGAAUUAAGAUUCGAUCGGUUGAAUGCAGCGAUAAGGACUUCAGUUGUAGUGAAAUAACAAAACCGCAAGCCACGAUGCAAUGCAACCUAAAAGAGUGUCCCGAGUGGAAAACAAGUCCAUGGGAGGAGGUGAGCGAGCAAUUGCAAAGAUUUAGCGAGGAGCAUUUUGCUUGAAUAAAAUCCAUUAGAUCUUUCUUUUUCUUUCACAAAACUGGAUGCAUUCGACAUGGCUGAUCCUUGAAGUAUACAGGACGCGUGUCAUGACUGGCUGAGUUCCGUAGGAUAGCCGCCUUUUUGUUUGUUUGUUUUUCAAACUAGUGAAUAAACGAUAUAAAGGGCGUGUUUAAUUGACCGUAUUUUGGAGGAAGAAAUGUAUGGAAUAAACUUAAGAAAUCACUUAACUUUGGCAUUCAUUGCAUGGUAAAAUCUAGAAAUCUGGUGGGUAUUAAUUAUUAAGGUGAAUCUAACAUUCCAGUGGUCCAAAAAAUCGCGGAGGAACGAUUUGUGACAAAUUUUGCGUACUCUUAUUCCGGAAUAUGAUCAAUCGAACACACCCUUAGAUUAACAAAACAGUUGUUAAAUAAGCUACUUCUGAGUUCCAAAAACCAUCUAUUUCCAAAUAAGGCUAAAUGUAAAAAUGAGUCUCAUUUGCAUGAGAAUAAAAAAAAUCAUUUUAAUGUCAAUGACUUUGCUCUUAGCCUCGCUUUGAAACAGAGGCUUGAGGCAACUCGGAAGUAGCCUAUUGGUCACCUUGAAGUUACUCGUGAGACUGCACCGGUGCUGUGUCGAAAUGCAUUAUGGGACUGUUUUGGAGGUGGAGUUUGUUCCAGCUACCCGCGCAGCUUUGUAAUAGCCAAUUGCCUAAUGUCAAACCGAGGGAGCUGUGUACGAGUUGGUUCACAAGGUUUGUGUUUAUUGGGCCAAUAUUGAACGAGAUGCAGCGAAUCAUAACUGCAAAAUUUACUAAGAAAUAUCUAUAGACGUUCGGACAGUGUACCCGGCAAUGCUACAUCUCUUAGUAAACUUUCAACUUUUUAAACAGCUGUAUCUUUUUAAAAUAUUGUCGCGACUAACACUAAAUAUGUGAAUUUUGUAAUGCUCGGUGUCUUCUACGUGCAUCUCGUGUUGUUUAUUCCAUUAAACAAUUAAGCACUCGGUUUGAAAUUACGCAAUGAAAGGAGCGAUAGCGUCACAUAGCUGUCCUAUGGUACAAGUCGACACAACAUCAACCCAGGCUUACGCGGAAAUCUCAAAAUGGUCUAUACUCAUUUAAGAGGCGCAAAUAACUUUUUGUUUACUUUCUAGUGCUCUGUCUCCUGUGGAAACGGUACCAGGCGGCGAAGCGUUAAUUGCAGACUACAAAAUGGCCAGUUGAGUCCCGGAUGUGACGAGGAAAACAGACCUGUAACGAUAGAAGCUUGCGACAUUAGACGGUGCCCAACAUGGAUUACCAGGGACUGGGGAGAGGUAAAAAUUCGACCCCACUGACUUCUGUUCUUAUUUGCCAAUGAAAGGACAAAUCAGCAUGAUCAAAUGAAGUGACACUGUGGAGUUUCAUAAUAACCUGUGUCACAAUAGAGGAAAUAUAUGAAAGCUUGAAUUUUACGAAUCUAUCACAAAGAAUGUACACUGGAUCGAAACUUGAACAUUUUUUUCUUAAUUCUGGACUUGCUUUCUAAUGUAACCUUGUGGAGUCAAUUUUGUUACUUUUGUAACUUUUGGGUCUCUCAAUUUAUUCCAGUGUUCUUUGACUUGUGGCUCAGGAAUAAAGCUUCGCGUAGUAGAAUGUAGUGACAAAGACUUUCCUUGUGACGCGAGAACGAAGCCACAAACAACAGCCCAAUGUAACCCGGAACCCUGUCCAGAGUGGAAAGCGAGGGCCUGGGGACAGGUAAGGAAUCAACUACCUUUCUUUUUCUAUAUGCAGUAGUGAACAGUAACUUGCCGGAGGGAAUUGCUACCAGGCAGGGCAAUAAGUGGGUAGUUUUAGUUGUCACGCUUAUGGCAAACGUCUAACGUCAGUUUCAAGUUGAGAAUUUCUCAAAAUAGAAAAUAAGCUGAUAAAACUGAAAAGUCCAGGGCGAUUCUUAUGCACAAAACUAAUGUGAAAAUACUUUUUUUGGAGAAAGAAUUGAACAGUAAAAGACAAGUAAAGCGAAAACUUGGUCACGUCGUACCAAUUUACGUUUGUCGUUUGCCGUAAACGAGACUCAGCUCUAAAUCUUUCUUUUGACUCACUGCGGCGCAUUUUUUACAUUGCGUACACAAAAAUAAUCUUCAAAAUGCGCAGCCAGAAACCGGAGAAAUUAUUGUUGUGCUGUGGAGCUAAAAAGAUUUGGCUAUUGCCUGGUUUCAAACCGUGGGGCACCUGGUAUGAGGUCGUUUAUCAUGGGAUUAGGGAGCUGUUUUGCUUAGCACUCGCGAGGAAUAACCCACACCUCGCGCUUUAGAAGUCAAAUGAAACUCUGAGUAGUACCUUUGCCAGUUUUUGAAUAGUGGUCAUUGCAUUUGUUUCUCUCUAGUGCUCAGUGUCCUGUGGAGUGGGUGUCCGGCAGCGAGGUGUUUAUUGUGUAUCACGAAAUGGCCGGCUUAGCUCCGGAUGUACCCAGAAAACCAAACCCUUCACAAAUGAAGCUUGUAACAAACGACCGUGCCCUACUUGGCUUACAGGAGACUGGGGCAAAGUAAGAGGCUGUCUUGAUUGUUUCAAGUUUUUUUGUUUGUCUUUUUUUGUUGUUGUUGUUGUUGUUGUUGUUGUCUAUGUCUAGAAAAAGCUCUGAAAUAGUCCUUGGUUUACCAUCUCAGUAAGUGCAUUGGUAAACGACUUAUUGUUUGCAUGUCUCACAAUGUAAGUCACUUGAAAAGUAGAUCGCAACGUUUCGUCACCUUACUGCCGGUGUUUUUUUUUUUUUUUUACUGUAUUAUGGGACGGCUAAUAAGCGACCAGUAGGCCACUUCCACGAUGACGUCAUUUUACCGACUACGACCAGAAUCUUUUAGGGCUUUGCUUCCUUGUGCAUAUUAGGGUUUUUUUUAAUCUAAACCUCAAUGGGAUUACCAAUUUAAAUAUGAAAGGAAAAGCGAAAAGGAUCCUGGGGCCCGUUUCUCGAAAGUCCCGGUAACUUUACGAGCCCGAAAUCAAAUAUUCGAAUCGAAAUAUAAAGAAUAAGAGCGCGGGUCCUGGCUAGCAAACAACUCCAUUUUGUUUCAUUAACUGACAGUUUUAUCACGUUAGAUGCAAAACUAUUGAAACCUCGAUCUUUAAUGUAAACGGAGACAGCUUACCGGGCCCGUUGAUUAUCGAGACUUUCGAGAAACGGGCACCUGGUCGUAGUACAUGUAGUAAAAUGACGCCAUCGUGCAAAUGGCCUAUGAGUUUCUUCUAUUGUUUACUGAUUAAUCCAACCACCUACUUACAACAACGUCCUUGGAUGAUCUAUUUGCAGUGCUCAGUAACUUGUGGUUUGGGGGUAAAGAAGCGUUCUGUUGAAUGCAGCGAUAAAGACGUUAGUUGCGAUGCGAGAACAAAACCACAAACCACGGCGCAGUGUAACUUGAAAACAUGCCCUCAGUGGAAGACAAGUCCAUGGGGAGAGGUAAAUAUUAAUAAUUAGACAGAAAAUCUUCACCUUUUUAAUGUGUUACAGUUACAAUUUCUUGAAGGGCUUUUUGACGAAACAGUCUUACAAAGAUUUUGUGGGUCCUCUUAGGAAAGAUGGCAUACUGGAUAUAGCCUGUAUACAUACCCUUCCCCCCUCCCCUCCCAUUUUUCCUGUGGGAAGGGGGAUCUGUGCACAGGCUAGCUGGAUAUGCGCAUGGAAAAUUAUAGGGAUACGGGACAUUCGAGCAUAACAUAGAGAGAGAAGUAGGGACAAGAAAUUCGGGGAGCGUGAAUGUCAAAGAAUCGUUUCUGAUAGAAUAAGGAGCUUAACGAAACUUGAGAAAAAGACUCAUUAAUGAGAUUGUUGUCGUUUUUGUGUUGAUUGUUGCUAGCCUAAAAAAACAGCCAACUUUUGGCGACGCUACGACUGGGUUCCCCUCCAAAUAACGUCUGAGAAACGAGCGCAGAAAUUCCAUACUGAUGACGCGUCACUACCUAGAUCUGGGUACUGCUUCUGAUUGGUCGUGCCGCGUGAGAAAUUUAUUCAACCAAUCAGAAGCACUACCCAGAUCUGGGUAGUGACGCGUCAUCAGCAUGGAAUUUCUGCGCUCGUUUCUCAAACGUCAUUUGGCGGGGAACCCAGUCGUAGCGUCGACAAAUGUCGGCUGUUUUCUCAGGCUAGGAAAUGGCUAUCCUCUCCUCGAAAUGAGUCACCAUAAGUUUUGGCAUAAUUGCAAGAAUACAAAGCAUUGAAAUUAACGGGAUACUGGAUAUUUAGACCCAAGAAUUUAUGGGAUGUGGGAUACGCAAUUACCAUCUAAUGUGGCCUCGCCGUAGGAAAAUGCAUUUGUCAAGUGUUAUUUUGCCGAAGUUGUUAUUUGUCCAAUUCAGCGUAAUUUCUGUGCUGAGGUUUAAAUUGUCCCAGUCGAAUCGUCGCUUGCGUUUUGCUUGAACACAUGAUUGUACUUUACAACUUUGUUAUUUUCUUCAGUGUUCCGUGUCAUGUGGUAGCGGCCUCAGAAGACGUUUGGUGCGUUGCCAUGGAGAAAGUAGCAGAUGUGACUAUAGAAGCAGACCAAAGAGUGUGGAAAGAUGUAACCCUGGAACAUGCCCAACUUGGAAAACAGGGACAUGGAGCAGGGUAAACAGCAAGAUACUGAAGCUAUUCUUUAAAAUAAAUCAAGAGGGGUAUUAAAAGAAAUGUCGCAAUAAUACCACACCCUUUUUUCCUAAUAAUUUGCCCGUCAUUUGUCGAAAGACUACAGUAAGAUAGAACCAUUUGUGACUUGGUCGCUGGUAGUUUAAGUAUUUGGAGCCAUCAAAGGCAUCCCAGACUCUACGGGAGCCGUUUGGUUUUAAACUUUCUACAAUAAUGUAAUGGAAUUUAAACAAAAUAUGCCCCUGAUCCUGCCUUUUUGAAAAGUUCCAAAUCAUAGUGACCAACUUAACUGUGUUUGUGUUGUUGCUGUUGUUGGAGCCAUUUCGAAGUCAACUGGAAUUUUAAAGCUCACCAUAUUUUGUUUACUUCAAUACAUUUUCGUAUAUACUUUUAAAAAACUAUAAUUAAUAUCUUCCGUAGAGUCUGGGCCGCCUGUUGAGAUGCCUUUAUAUAUUUGCUUGAAGGCCUAAGUCUCUGUGAUUGAUCAAAGUCAUCAUCAAAACCUUGUUUUUGAGAACUUGAGACUCAAUCAUCACUACUUCCUUCGGAAAAAUGUGUAAGUGAUGUUUCUUGUCCUAUUUAACCUCCUUUCAGUGUUCGAAAACCUGUGGAAAUGGAAUAAAAUUUCGUCCUGUGAAUUGUCAUGGCCUCAACUCUCAGUGCGACCUCAAAACUAAACCGGUCACGAGGGCCCACUGUAAUCUUGGACCUUGUGCCGAAUGGAAAGUGGGGGACUGGCAACAGGUAUUGUUGUUUGCAGAGUGCCAGAGUCCCUUUUUUUACAAUUUAGUGUCGCCAGAAAUAGUAAAAUGUGAUGCGAUGUACUUUUUAGUGUACGGUUACCUGUGGCAGAGGAUGGAGACGCCGCACUGUGGAAUGUACUACAAGAAGAUUACGAUGCGAUUACAGAACUAAACCUGACGUGUACGACAUGUGUGACAUGGGAAAGUGUCCUGUGUGGAAAGCUGGGCGGUGGGGUGAGGUGAGUGAGUAUAGCCCCUGAUCUUCUGGAGCCUAUUAAUUUGUUACAAUGUCAUUCAUAUAUAAGCAAAACGCGACAGAGUAGGAAUGCCGCAGGGGUGAGAGCAGUCGCCUGUCACCACUUUAGUCUGCUCUUCCCCUUCCCACUCGAGCGCCCUCAACUUAGGGUAUCACCAAUGUAGCCCAAAUUGGAGUUUCGGCAUUGUUUUGACAGGGAAGGAAGAACUAUAGUUUCGUCACUUAAACAGCUAUUUAUAGAGACAUGAAGGACAUAAAGCAAGAGCUUUAAGAACUCUAAGGGGUACCGUGGAUAAGCAAAUAACACUUUUACAUAACAUUUUCGUCCUUUAUUAUUUCGCAGUGUUCUGUGUCUUGUGGAGAAGGUGUUAGAAGGCGAUCCGUUGAAUGCACUGGAGGAGAGGGCAAAUGCAACUCUAGAACCCAACCUAUAUCAACAAUCAGAUGUAACCUUGGUUCCUGUCCCCAGUGGAAAGCUGGACAAUGGAGUCAGGUACAAACCGAAAGUUGAUAUAAUCGUCAAGUAGCAAUGACGAAGCGACGCUUUUAACAACUAGGGUGACAGUCCUUUCGUGUUAUGAGCGGAAUGACGUCACGAUUUGGUCAUUUCGUGACGUCAGCACGCCCAUCACAUCCUCGUUUAGCCUGCGAGCAAGCUCACCAUUUGAGGGAGGCGGGAGAAGCCACGCGAGAGCCGCUUGGGAAACGCAGCUCCGCCCCUCGCCGCUUCGCCGCUCGCUCGUGCGUUUUGUCGCGGCUCGGCAUAACUGGAGAGCUUGCACUCAGGCUAGUCCUCGUUUAACAUGGAAUUAUCUUUAUUCGCUGAAUAUACCUUGCAAAAUCUAAAAGAAAACCAUGCAGUCUGGAGUACUUAAACAAAAUUCAGGACGAAAGAUGAGAAUUCUAUGUGUCCUGACAAUGCACGGUUAGAAUACAGCUUGUUUUCUACCGCAGGAAGAUGUCUUUUAUCACGGGUUGGUGAAAUUAAGCUGGGAGAUAUGACAUAACAUGACAUCUCUUUUCUCUCUCUUUUUUUUACUUCUCAAUCAGUGUUCCGUGUCUUGUGGGAAUGGUGUAAAAUCACGCAGCGUGGAGUGCAGUGGAAAUAGGGGCAAAUGUGAUGUACAAACCAAACCCACGUCCACGGACAGCUGUAACCUUGGUUCCUGCCCUGUGUGGAAAGUUGGAAACUGGGGCCGGGUAAGAAUCCCUCUGUAUGUUCACUUUAUGCAAGAAAACCUUUUGAUGAACUUAUCCACUUAUCUAGGAAAUGCUGUUACCAGGGUCUGAAAGGAUAUUCUCGAGAUCCCGGAUUAGAACGCCACUCGGGAAGUGGGAUUCGCCAAAAUCUCCGCAGGGGUAUUGCCGCGCAGUGGCGGAUCCAGACUUUCAGAUAAGGGGGAGGGGGGGGAGACGGUCUCAAAUGCAAUUUUUUUGCGGGCCUCAGUUUGGACUAAAUAUAACGGGGGCCCCUCCGUGGAUCCGCCACUGAUUGGGAAAGAAAACGGUUUUCAGGAAAAAGAUGACAGAAGUUCGGGAUACGGGUUGGUCGCGAAAAAGGGGCGGGAAUGCGGGCUGAGGACACCUUCAAGCCCCCAUCCCCCCGCCCCCCCGCCUCCUUGCAGACCCUGAGUUACCUCCCUUAUUUCAUUUCCUCAACUUUGGCAAACAAAAGCAAUAUCUCAUUCACCCACAUCCACGACAACAAAAACAACAAAUUGUAUUUAGAUUUAACAUAUAAGUAAUUACAUUAUUUUCCCAUCCGCAAACAGGUUAUAAACUAAUCUAGGCGGGAGGAGGGGGGCGGGGUGGAGGGACAUACAAUUUUAAUACAAGGUUCAUCUAUUUGAUCGACUAAACAACAUUCAACACACACCCGUCCAUCCUGGUCAGCCCACGUGACCAUCGCCUGAAACUGGGAGCCGAAGCUGACGUCUUUCGUGGUUUUAAUCGACUUUUAUCACCCUAAAACUAAUCCAUGUUUGCUAUAUAGCAAAUUAACAGCCGUCUAACCUACCAUGCAGAGGUUCGUCUUGCGUUCGUUUCCCACGUUAGUUGGGAAGCAACGUGUGACAAAGCCUUAAGAACAUCCACGUGGGAACGCGUGACAAGGCCUUAAGAACGUCUUCGUGGGAACGUGUGACAAAGCCUUAAGAAAGUCUACCUGGGAACGCGUUAGAAAGCGUUAAGAACGUCUACAUGGGAAGCCAGGAGCUGUCUACUCAUUAGAAAACUUUGUAAGGCGUUGUGUAAUUUUUUUUCCAGUGCUCUGUAACUUGUGGAGAUGGAUUUAGAAAACGGGAGGUAACAUGCAGCAGAUUAGAUGUCAGCUGUGACGCUGGAAAGAAACCACAAGCUACAUCCAGCUGUAACCCUGGCUCGUGUCCCGAAUGGAAGGUCGGCGAAUGGGGAAAGGUAAGUUAUAAGUUGUUAGGAUUGGGAAGUUUUUUUCAAACCUGUGAGCAAGCUCUUCAUUCCUAAUGGCGCGCAAAGCAAGCCGCGAAAGAAUGCGAGUCUCCUUUCACGUACCGCUAGCACGUGGCUUCUCAUGAUAUUCCCCAAAUCGAGAGCUUGUCAGUCGCAGGCUAGGAUUUCCCCGCUAAUGCAGUCAACUCUCUCAGUCUAACACCUCCCUCCUCCGCAGAGGCCUCUUUGUGUCGUAAGGAGACUGUGGAGAAAGAAAAAGAAAGCGCGCGGGGCACGAUGGGAAGAGGAAAAAGAGAAAAGAGGCCUUUCUUUCUUCCCAUCAUCUCCCUCGCGCUUUCUAUAUUUCGAUUACAGUAUUGCUAUUUUUAUUGGGAUACACAGCGGGAGCAUCUGCGGAGGAGAGAGCUCUAACAUGGGGUCCGUCUUAUAGAGACUCCACCGAAAGGAGUAAAGGAAAGCAGGGACUAAAUCUAGGUGUUCGUUUUAGCGAAGUGUCCGUCCUAUAUGGAGGUGUUUGUUAAGAGAGAGGUGACUGUACACUCUAUUAAUUGCGGGCGAUAAGAGAAGCACGCAAUCCUAAUCUGCAAAUGUUGUUAUUUCGCAUGCGUCACAUGUAUGUAGCCAGCAUUCGUUUGGACUUCCACUAAGAAUGAAUGGAAUACACAAAACGCAAUUUUAUCACGCGCGUUUCGACCUUCUACUCCUCGUACUCUGAUCACGCGUGUUUUGACCAUCUGUCACGUGAAACUUACGCAAGGCGUUUGGACCUCCGAUCGUUCUCGCCCGCACCCCCUAACCUUUGGUUAUUGCUAGUUUUAUAGUAAAUGUCAACUAUAAAGACUUCGGAGAUCCUUUAGGGCCAAGAAUUCAAGUUUCAAAGCACUUAGUGAAUUACUAAGAAUCCUUCGAUCUUACCUUGCUACAUUUGUAACAAGCGUCCAAACCUUUCACCCUUUUUUAGUGUACUGUCACUUGUGGAAAUGGUUUCAGAGGGCGGGCCGUACUGUGCAGCGGAGGAACAAAUAAAUGUGAUUCUAUUUCCAAACCGAAAGCCAUUACGCAGUGCAACCCUGGUACCUGCCCUACAUGGACUGCAGGAGAAUGGAGUAAGGUAAAGAUCAAAUAUCAAAAGUGUAUUUUGUUGCGAGUACCAAGACGUGCUUGUCACCCUGCACAGGCGUCACGGCGUCUCAUCUUUCUUUUCGCCUACACUUGAAUCACGUUUCGUGCUCGUUGGUCUUUCACUCACUAAGACUGACCCACUCGCCAAGAGCUGUAGAAAUGUACAAGUUGCACUUAGAAACUUUCUUCCUCCUGCCCACCGUCGCCUUGCCAACACUUCACGUUGUCACUCAAAAAUAUGCGUCUUCUCAAGUUCACCCUGACAACAAGUUACAAAUGCAUCUCAGAAGUCUUAAAACAGAUUUCUUCGUCUCUUUAUAAGUCGAUCACGUAUUUUAUUGUCCUCAACUUUCUUCUUAGUGUUCCGUUACGUGUGGUAGUGGCAGGAAGCAACGUGAGGUCACAUGCAGCAGAUCAGAUGCCACGUGUGAUGCGACAAACAAACCAGCGUCUACUGCAAAGUGCGAACUUGGCGCAUGCCCUAGAUGGGAAAUAGGGGACUGGGGUCAGGUUAGUGUGAGCGGAUAUCUGGAAGAGCAAGAGACAAAUAGGAUAACUGCGUGAUAACGUCAUUUUACUUCCAGAAACGUUCAGUUUGUUGUCUUAUUGUGCAAGUUAGGGCCUAUUAUCUUCGGUUGGUCCACGUAUUUCUAGUGACUUCAUUCCUCGGAAAGGGUUUUGUAACAAGUUAUCAGAAGUGAAAUGAUUUUAUUCCUCUGGAGUUUGACCUCACUAAUUUUUCUUUCCAGAGGAUGUUCCGGAGUGUCUUGGGGUUGAUCCGGGUGUGUUCGGGAGUGUUCCGCACUUCCGGGCCUGAAAAUAUCUCGGGCCAGUGUGAAAUAGCUAACUGAAUAACAGAAAAGGCGAGCAAAACGUUCCCGUACCGAAGCGUGACGUCACUAGAAGUAUGAAGACGGUUGGGAAGUCAAAGGGCCUUUCGACGGAUGUAAUUGAGUGGACAUAUCAAAAUUCAUACUUAUCUCUAAGGCUUGGGGGAAUGAAAGAAAAGAAAUGUGUUAUUCUUCCCAGAACCUCUAGGUUAUUUCCUUUGUUGAGUGUUCUCGGAACCUAGCAAAAAUAUAAUUUAUCGACCAUGGUCUAUUGGCAUGGAAUUAUUGAAUAACACCGCCACGCUUGAAAGAAGUUUGUUUAUGGCCUAAUUCUGGUAAAAAGUGUUCUUCAUUUGAACAUUAAAAUUCUACAGUUGGUCAGGCUUUCUUUUAAGAAAUAAAUUGCUUUUCCCUUUGUAGUGUUCAGUGACCUGUGGGAGUGGAAUUAAAACACGGGCUGUCCACUGCAGUGGAGCGUUCAACAAGUGCGAUCCCUCAAAAAGACCCGCGAGUUCCACUAGCUGCAGUUCUGCUCCUUGUCCACGGUGGAAAGUUGCUGCGUGGUCAAAGGUAGAUACUAUGAAAAAGUAACCCAUUAAAAUGCACUCAGACUUUAGCGUAUGAAGAAGUGCAUAGAUUUACUUAGGGAACUUGGGAAUGAAUGCAGAAUCGACAAGGUGGAAGUCAGGAAUCGCUAAGUUUUGAGCUCUAAUUAAGGGUUCCAACCAACACCCAUCAAAUAGCCUCACCUCUGACUGUAUGUGUGUUGUGGUCUCAUUCGCUUAGAAGACCCUUCAGUGCAAGCUAACCAGCCAGGCCGACCACAUGCUGGCAAAGAUGGACCACCACAGUGGGGACUAGGCCCCCUACUCUUUACAGACAGUGUAUGGGGUUCCUUUAAAGUCCCACGUAUUUUAAAUGAGUAAGGGUUUUAGUCAAGACCUUCAGUUUAUCGUCUUUACCUCUUUUAGCCUGAAGGAAUGUGGGAAGUUCUGGGAGGUAGCAGAAGUCAAGUUUAUUUACUUCUUAUAAAACUCCGCUCUGUUUUAGUGUUCUGCAUCUUGUGGAGGAGGAGUUAAGGAACGUCUGGUCGAAUGUGUAGUGGAGGAUAAGAAGAGCUCUGCCUGUGACACUGGGACCAAGCCAGUUGCUCAAGCAAGCUGCAACCUGGGCCAAUGCCCACAGUGGAAGAUAGGAGAAUGGACGGAGGUACUCACUGGAGCAAAGAAAUUCCCCUCCCCUCCCUUCCCCUCCUCCCUCCUUGAGCACCAAUAAAUCGUCGCCAGCUAUAGAUGGUUUAUCUUUCUACUGUUGCAACAACUUUUCCGUUACCUUUUGGCAAAGCGUUCUUAAAUAUUUAUUUUCCAGAAGUAGUCUCAUUCUGUUAUUAUUGGGCUGUCUGUGGCAGAGUUUAUCUAGUUUGUACAGAUCGUUCUUUUCUUUUGUUCUAUUGACGCUUAAUAAUUUCAAGGUUACACAAUGGUGGGUGGAAAGUUUAACCCUAGCCACAGAAGUAAAAGGUUUUUCAACAUCUGCGAUCUUAUUUUUGUCGUUCUACCUAUUUUGUUUCAGUGUUCAGUUACUUGCGGUAGCGGAAUCAAACAACGGAAAAUAGAGUGUGUUAGCGGAGUGGACGCCUCAUGUGACGAAAGAACAAAACCAUUAGCGACAGGCAAAUGUGAUCUUGGACGCUGCCCCAGAUGGCACACGGGGAGGUGGACUGGGGUAAGUUACUUACCUAGAUAUAACGAACUUCCAUAUGACGAAGUCCUGGUUAUAACGAACAAUAUUCUUUGCCACAGUAAUAGCAAUUUAAUAAUGGAAAAGAACCUCUAUAUCUCGAUACAGGGAACGUAUUUUGCCAGUCUGUUGUUCCUUUCUUAUAUCGAGGUUCUGCUGCGUUGCCUUCGUUAACAUCUUUUUCUCUGUAGGAGGGGUGUAUUUGCACUACCUAGAAUCCCCUAGAGGUCGAUUAUUUCAGGAGUAACGAUGUGUGGCUGUGUACAAAUGCUUCUUAUGACACUCGAGUCAGUGACAGGUUUUUUUGCAAACACCGUACCUUCUUAAUGAGUCACACGAUUUCAGCACCAAUCAGCUGAACACAGAACUGAAUGAGAUACCGAAAUGAAAGCUCAAAACCGUAGGCGAACGCAAAAGAAGUACAGAAAAUCCCAGCCUGUUCCAGGCUCCGAGAUGAUCGGAUCCACGAAAUUUAGAAAGAGCGAAAACGAAAAUAAAACGGCAGGGAACUGGGGAGAGGAAGGGCGGCGGACUUCCCUUUUCCCGCAACCGCCCUCUUCUCCCACAUCAAACAAUUAUAUUUUCGCGUGCCUUUCACUAACGCUGAGAGCCUGGAACAGGCUAAGAAAAGCCAAAAUGGUACAGAUAGGCAAAACUAGCGAAAAUUAAGGAUGUUGGACCCUGGUCAGGAGCCGAUCGGCUCCUGCCCUGGUAGACUUACAAAAAAAGUGGCACAGAGAGUGAGUCCUUUGAAAAACGUGCUCAAAUAUUCUUUGUUUUAAGCGAUGAUUGUGACAGUAAACAGGAAAAAACCUUUGCCUUGCAGAGCCCUUCGAGGGUCUAGCAGUUUGUAGGGCAAAGGCAAAACCUUUAUAUGUUAGUUAUUUUAAGACCCUAAGAAUUGGAUCGGGGCCCCGGAGAUCGAACACGUGACCUAUCGCUCUGCAGCCCAUCACUGUUGCGACCGAGAUAGCUCUGUCGCAGUUUAAAGUAACUGUGGUCUUAAAAUUUCCCUUGCAGUGCUCUCGCACAUGCGGCAAAGGUAUCAAAAGAAGAGCUGUUGGGUGUUUUUCAAUGACCACUCGAAAACAAAUCAACGAUGAAGCCUGUGAACCAAAGCUCAGACCCGCUACUCAGCUAGAAUGUACCAUCAAGAGCUGCAUUCCGGAAGCUAGAUGGCGCAAAGGCAGCUGGGGGAAGGUAAGGAUAUUUAGUAAUUAUUGAAUGAGGCUAAGUAGGAUGUGAAGAAUUAUGCAAAUCCAGGAGGAUGUUAUUAGCCGAGGUGGAAAACAUCCUCCUCAAACGAAAACCGAAUUUAAUAAUUGUUUUAUUAUUCAUUCAAAAUGUUUCUAAGUUCUGAAAACGACUACCCCCUCGUAGACUUCCUUCAGACCUUGUUCCUGUUUCUAGCAGGGUUUCAUGAUAUAAAGAGAUGUUUUUCCUUGCAGGUACUCCUCAGACCUCGAAAAGUAUAUAAAAUCCAUCGAGCGAAAUGUUUAGCGUAUUCUUGUAUUUCUUCCGUUCAGAUUUAAUUAGAAAUUCAGCUAAUUCAGUCUUUGAUAACCUUAAACGCUAUUAUUUUUAGUUCACUCGUGAAUAAACUGCUUCGUUUCCAACUAAAUAGACCAUUGAUCAACCUCGUUUCCAAUCAGAUAUACCAUCGAAUCGAUGGUAUGUUGCUCGCGUCUUCCAAAUAUGGCAAGCACCAGUUGGAUAUUUCUUUCUUUCCCAUUUUGAAAAAUGAAAUUGUAUUUGUCGAAUUUUGUUUUUAACCACUUCUGGGAGGGAAACUGUUUAAACCUUUUUGUUUAUUGUUGUUGUUUUCGUUUGUUUCCGUUUUUGUUGUUUUUGUUAUUUGUUUUGUCUUUGGGUUGUAUUGCUAGUUUUCUUAAAUCGCUUUAUUUUUCCCCCUUUUCAACUAUACCAGUGUACCAUCUGUGAUAUCCAUGACAAGUCUCUCAAUGUCGAUAGUGGAGUGUCUGUUUUUGUGUAAAAUGUUGCAGAAGUUAUUGCAGCAGUUUGUUAUUUUUAUCAUUCUGUUGUAAUUGUUUUUCAAUUAGUUUCAUGUUCGUUGAAGUUAUCACAAUUAAAGUUGAUGGUUUAAACUAAUGUUUGCAUUUAUUAAUCAAUCGCAGUGCUCAGUGUAUUGUGGUAUUGGUGAGAAGUCACGUGAUGUCUGGUGCAGUACAAAGAACGGAAAAAAAGUCCCGGAUGAAUAUUGCGCAGGCGAGCAUAAGCCUAGAAUGACACGCUCCUGUAACAAGAACCGGCGCUGCGGUGAAUGGGAAAUCGGCUUGUGGACUGAGGUGAGUACAAAUAGGAAUCGUUAAACAGUCCUAAUUAGAAAGCUUAUGAAAAGGCGUUUUGGAGCCACGCACAUCAAUCGGAAAUGAGGCCUGUUGCCUUUUAACAUGCCUUGACACUACUGAAUUUGUCUUGCAAAACGUCUUUACUCUGAAAGAGAGAGAAGUCCACUUCCAUUUGCCGCGCGACGCUCAAAAUCUCUAAAAGCUAAGCUUAAGCUCGCUAUUCGCGCCGUCGCUUUCGUUGAAACUAGCGCAUUAAAAACAGAAAGAACUGAAACAAACUGUCUCUGUUAAAUUUGCAAGUUGAUUGUGAAAUUGCUUGUCACUGUCGAGGUGAAUAUUUACCUCGCUUUCUCACGCUGCCUUAUAGUGCAUUUCGACCGAAAAAAAAACUGGCUCAGGGUGCUUACCAUCACAAACCAUGCUUUUGGAAACCUUCCGCACAAACGUUAGGCUAUUAAAUUUGACGUUGCAGGAGAACGACUCUCUUUAAAGUGUCUCCAAAAGUGUCUCCAAAUCAUCUGGAGAGACAUUCAAAGAGAAACACUGAUUUGCAUCGUCUCAAAUCACAGCACAUGUUUUCUGAAGCUUUCCAAACAAAAUGGCGCGAACCAUUUGACUUUCCAACCGGAAUUUCCGGUUUUCCUUGCCUCGCCCCUGUACGGCGUCCCCCAGGACCUCUCGGUCAAGGCAUUUCGGUGACGUAUCCGAGACGAACAAAAACUCGCUCGGAUCACGCGACCCGAAACGCAUCGGACGCGCAGAAUAAUGAGGCCUAAGGACUAGGCAACGGUUUCCUCAUAUAAAUGGUAAGGAAUCUCAGAAGUUAGAACUUUUAUUGAUUAUUUUCCAGUGUUCAAAAACGUGUGGUGAUCGAACAAGAAGACGGCCUGUUAGGUGUCUUCACCAGUUAGACUACAAAGACGAUACGUUCUGUGACGGCAGAACGCGGCCAUCUGAACAACAGCCAUGUAGCCAAAUAGCAUGCCCACGUGUUCGUAACAUAUACCAAUGGCAAACAACCCCGUGGAGCGAGGUAUGUUAUAAUACGACUCCUAAUUCAACCAGUCAAGGAAUAAGUCUUUAUAGGAACCUCUUUACUUUUAACUGAAAUAAGCUGUCUUAAUCUUUGCCAUGCCUUCAGAUGAAACACUGUUUAAAUGUACAUUUAGUGUCAGACAUUUUCUCGUUGUUUUCUUUGUUUCUGUCAACGAUGCAAAUUUGGCACGGUAAAUAAACACAGUAGUUUAACACCUGGCAUCAGCUUCAUAUUCUCCUCUUUCUUUAUUCCCUGCUUUCGUUAAUAAUAAGACGAAUUUGUUUAGAUGUUUGUUUUCUGAUUACUUUUAAUCUUCUCGUGUCCAAAAUGAUUGGUAAAGCACUAAGUUUAUACGGGGAAUUUGGUUGAUAGUCACUAAAAAAGUUUAACCUGAAGCCUGUUUUUAAUUGAUGUAUUCAAAGAGGAAAUUAUAUAAUGCUCACUUCAGAAAAAGUAGUUGUGCUUUGGUGUAGUUGUCUAGCCUUAACAUGCUCUUAAAAGUCACAAACACUUUGAAAACGAUUUUACCAAAAAAAUAUAUGUCAAUUUUCAAUAUGUUUUCUGACACAUUUUAGUGCUCCAGUUCCUGUGGGUACGGUCAAAAGUCACGUGAUAUUUGGUGUGUUGAUCUUUCGAGACGAAACGUCAGCGACGCACUUUGUAACCCGGAAUCCAAACCAGAAAGUUCUGCUGCUUGUUAUGGUUCGAAAUGUCCCUCACAAUGGAAACACGGUGAUUGGUCACCGGUGAGUCGGUUGCGCAAUGUUCAUCUUAUCGCAAAUUUACUGAGAGUGUUAAUAGACGGAGGUUUCUCGCGAGAGAAGAGCCUUACCCUUAAACAAAGUAAUUUGUUCUUAGAUGUUGUGUAAUUCCAAGUUUUUUGCAUGAAAACGAAAUUCUGUGGUUAGACCAUCAAAAUAAAAUCUCUUCAAAUGGCAAUACUUUCACAUGGUACUAUUAGUUUAGCAUCUACAAUGUUCUAACUCUGGACUGUGGAUGAAAUCCUCUGGUGUCACCAUUCAUGAAACCUCUCCAGUAGUUCUUUCACUUCGUACUAUUAGUUGAGCAUAAAGUAGUUCUAACUCUGUAGCCUGUGGACAAAAUUGUUUGGUGAUACCAUUUAGAUAACACUUCUCCAUCGGUACUUUUGCUCAGUAAUAUUUGUUUUAGGAUUUUACAAGACCAAAUUUUGCAUUUUCUAUGAAUUUUUACUUAUCUCACUUGUGGAAAUGGAAGGCCUAACUACAGUUAUUCAAGACUUGGUGUUACAUUGGGUGGUUUAGGCUCCAACAGUCCAUAAUGCAAUGGGAGGCAACAACGACCCAGUCUCACACUCAACCUCUAAAAGGCCUACAGAGGUGCCAGUUUGAGAAAAUUGACUAGAGCUUUCUUAGUUCUCAUUAAAACCUGCUCGUGAGAUACCGUAAACUGUGUUAGACGUGAGGGGUUUUAAGAGGGUUUAUACGACGGCACGGUGGGGUUUAUAUCCGAGAGGGGCUUAUAAACAAGAUAGAAAAAGCGCUUCAAAGCAAACUAUUAGCUGUAUAGCAUUGCUGAUCAAAAUACGUUUUACAUAUACUGGUUUUUACUAAGCUUCAAAACGUCACAAUAAAUCGAAUCCGGGCGGGCUUAUAAUCGGAGUUAGAGGGAAGCUUAUAUCGCCGGAGGGGCUUAUUAUCGGAUGUAUUUUUUGUUGUUGUUUACAGGUAGAUGGGCCUAACUAGGCGGGUUUAUUUGUGGGGCGUGGGCUUAUGAACUGCUGUUUACGGUAUCUGCAACACCUUUUGAAAUUAUGCACUUUUAACUUCUUGACGGUCUUAUUUUCUUGUCUCGCAGUGCUCUAGGACUUGUGCUCGUGGCUAUCAAUACAGAGCAGUACAGUGUGUUGGUAAUACUGAUUGUGACAAACGGACCAAGCCCCCUGUAUGGCGGCCGUGCAACAGGGGAGAAUGCGGCAGCUUUCUCUUCUGGAGAGUGGGAAAAUGGUCUAAGGUAAUGGAACGUGACGUUUAGAGCCCUGGACUUGUAAUCUGGAGGCCCCGAAUUCGAUUCUUCCGCCACACUUGUGAAAUAAUUAACUGGUUCGUCUCCUACCAGUUGUGAUUCUUAACAUUGUUAUGUUCCAUUUGAAUUAUUUGUUUCAUUGUCUCUGGGGCAUAAGGGGAAAGGAUAAUUUUUUUAAAGCAGUUAGGAAAUAGCCUGAAUUUCAGCCUUUCCCUUUUCUAGUUAGAGUCGCAUUUUUUUGUUGAUUUCUGAGAAGCACACUCCUGGGAGAGAGAGAAAAAUUUCCAAGUAGUCUUCAUUGGUUCCUCUUUUUCCGGGGGUACAGCGUCCAACUCUGUGUCCUGAGAUGCCAUGGAGUCGAUGUCGUGAGCAUUGAAGUAUUGUUUGUCCCAAGCAAGUGGCAUUACAAAAAUAUAACAAUUGUAUUUUUCUCAAUUUCGUUAUAGGUUUCAGGGAUCGAAAAGUGACGAGAGCUUUCUCCGUUUAUACUACUACAUGAGAAAUUUCUGUAAUUUGAUUGGCUUAGAGCAGUUGUAUUUCUGCUUAAUUUGAAAUACCUACAUGUGAAAAUUACAAACCUUUGGCGGGUAGUAGUAUAAACAAAUAAUAGCAAGAUUUUUAGGUGAUAUUUGGUGUAAAUACCACUCGUGAUAUUUCAAAAUUGUCUCAAAUUUCACUCGCCUGAUGGCUCGAGAAAUUACGUAUAACAAUUUUGAAAUAUCACUCGAGCUAUUUAUGCCAAAUAUCACUACAAAUCAUGCUAUUACCUAUACUAAUCAAUCUAACACCGGUUUUAUUUCACCCGAUUUUCCGAUGAGACAAAGAAACAAACCAGCUCUCUAACGAAAUUUAGAUAGGGUGACACUUGACAGAUCCAAGGACUGAUAAACCUGUGGCGUUCUCAUUGUCUUUUUCUUGGCCAAAGGCCAUUUUGUUGUUUGCAAGUGCACCUCGCUUAAUAUGUCGGUUUUUUCAGUUGGCGAUGUUUGAUUUCAAAGUAACAUUAUCGAAAACUGAAAUGAGAACUUAUUUAUUUCUAUAGUGCUCUGUCAGUUGUGGUCAUGGAGUGAUGAGAAGACUUGUCAAGUGUUUCGCUAGAAACGGAAGCUACGUUGAUGACUCUUUCUGCACAACGCCAACAUCAAGGAAACCAGAAGACACGCGCGCAUGCCAGAUGAAACCAUGUAAGUAGAGCAAAACGUCUAUACCCCAAGAUAGGUACGUGCAAAUACGCAUGGCAAAUGUAGGCACGUAAUAUGUGCACGCAUGCACAAAAAAAUAAACUGACGCACCGCAAGUUGACAAAUGCUAAGGUCAAAACGCAAGAAAUGUGACAGCGUCAAGGUUAAGUAAUUUCAUUUCAUUUCCUUCGUCUUAAGGUCCACCAAAAACUUGCAAAGACAUCCAGUUGAUUAGCGGAUUACAGAAUGACGGUGAACAGUCACUGAAUAUUCAAGGAAGAGAACUUCAGGUAUGAUAAUCUUAAAACAUAACAAAUCCUUUGUUAAUGUACUUAUUGAAAGACACAUCAUGUUUCUUUCAGGUGUACUGUCACGCAAUGAUGUCACAAGAGCCUAAAGAGUACAUUACUCUCAGAACAGGCCCUGCUAAUAACUUCGCAGAAAUUUACCCCAAAAGGUAAUAUUAUCGUUCUAGCCGUCUAGCCGUCUUCUAGCUUAUAAUCCCAGUUGAUUGGGUACCAGACAAUAGUGAGCUCACGCAACAGGACGGCAGAAAGAAAAGUGAGAGCAAAACGUUUUUGUUUGUGACAAACGUGACAGAGCUCUUACUUACGUAGUUUGUCCCGAUCGUCACUUAAAAUUACUGUGUUCUGGUCUUUUACAAAAAGAUCUGUUUAAUGGAAGGUGAAGUUUGGUCGAAAAUUUUCAAACAAAAUCAAUGUCGGGCGUGUCGGGUUUGCAAUUUUGUUCCUAUGCCGUUCUAUUGUUAAGUUAAAUUCAUGGGAUCAUGAGAGCUAAAUUACGGACGUGAGCAAAUCUCGUACAAGAGAUCAGGGUAUGAGAAUAGACAUGAGUGUCUAAUGCGGCGGAUCUUUCUCCGAUGAACUCUUUUCGAUCUUUUCAAUCUGUUUUGCUUUCUUUUAGUUUUUUUUUUUCUUUUUAAUACGCUUUUUGGGGGGUAAAAACAACAGACACAAGAUAACACUAAUUUAGCCUCUUGCUUACUCCUGUUUCCUAGGUUACGUAAUGCCUGGCAGUGUCCGGGAAAUGGUUCGCACGUUGAGGAAUGUGAUUGCGAGGAUGAAGACUAUCAGCAGUCGGGCGCCUCCUAUUAUUCAAAAAUCAGAAUAGAUUUGUCAGCGAUGAAAAUAAUUCGUAAGUACACAGGCCAUAUACUUAUCAGAUUCAAAGCAUUUAGAAGUAUUUUGAGCGUAUUUACCGAGAGAAUUGCCACAGAGGUUAACUUCACUAAGCGCAAAAGUGGAAUUCAUCAUUUGCACAUCUCCCGUAAUACACCCCGUUUGCCCCCCAAAGUUUUGCAUAACCUUGGUUUUUCAUUUCUCCUGGGUAUUGCAGUUGUCCCAGGAAAAAUUAAGGACAUUAGGGACAAGAUUCAUUAUGGGAGAUGUGCAGAUGUGGAAUGCCGAAUUCUUAACAGAUGAAAUGCCUGAAACCAGCCCUUAGUACUGAGGGAUUGUGGGUAACUUUCUACGACCAUCUGCCCUGAAUCACAUCACGUGACAUUGCUUUGAAAGAUGCUCCAGACAUGUCGUAAGAUGCUCAAGACGUGUUGCCCUACGGCUUAUGUUUAAGCCGUGGGGUUUAUUUAUUUCAAACACAUUUGAGAAGGGGGCUUAUUUGAGAGGGGGGCGGGGGGCUUAUUUAAUUAAGCAAAGAUAAUGGUAUCAGUUUACCAUAAAGAACUAUAAUACAAAGUGAAAAUGGCCAAGUACAAGAGUACAAGAAGUUGGAGGUCAUGUAGCCGACGAUCAAAAACAAAUCCGAACUUCCUGUUGCUGGAUCAGUCCAUACGAAGUUUUACAGUCGUGAUUGAUCGUCUAUUAUUUAGUAGUGAAGAAUAAUAAGGAGGUGGAGAGGGGGCUUAUUAACUUUCUCUCCCUGAAAAGGUUGAAGGCUUAUUUGAGAGGAGGGCUUAACAGAGGAUUUACGGUAAAAACUAUUAUACUACUACAUGAGAAAUUUCUGCAAUUUGAUUGGCUUAGAGCAGUGGUAUUUCAGCUUAAUUUGAAAUACCUACAUGUGAAAAUUACAAAACCUUUGUGGGUAGUAGUAUAAACAAAUAAUAGCAUGAUUUGUAGGUGAUAUUUGGCAUAAAUACCACUCGUGAUAUUUCAAAAUUGUCUCAAAUUUCACUCGCCUAACGACUAGUGAAAUUACGUAUAACAAUUUCGAAAUAUUGUUCGUAGUAUUUAUGCCAAAUAUCACUACAAAUACUGCUAUUACCUAUACUAAUUCCAAGGAAGUCCCUGACACCAGAAAUAUAAACGCUAACCGUGGUAAAUCUUCUUCUCUUUAGCGGAAGAUAAAGAGUUUGCAUCGACAAGAGGGUUAAAUCCCCCGGCAUACGGGACAGCAGGGGAUUGUUACAGUGCCCAGGGAAGAUGUCCACAGGUGCGAAAUAAAAUUAUAAAACAAUAAUAAUUGUUAACAAAAACCUUUGAAAUGCGAGUCUUAAUCGGACGAGCUUCACGUAGGUUAAGUUUGUCGAGCAUCAAUAAACACUUAAUGUCUGGUCGCUAGGGAAGCAAAAUUAGCUGUUUCCCGAGGGACCAGUCUUGUGAUAUGUUAUAUAGUUGGAAAUUUUGAAGCUGACCAUUCAUUAGACCUCGCUCGAACGCCUGUCGUCGAUCAACAUUCGCUAGUAACAGCGCACUGUUACCCCCUGACGUCAUAGAUUUUGCAAUGUUGCCCGCUCAGAUAUUUUGACGGGAAACAGUUUCAUUCUUAGAUCUCAUGUGACCUCGAAGUAACCAAUGAGAAAGCGCAAUUCUCUUGAUUUCGAUAGGAUGCAAAUUGUUGCUAAUUUCCCUUUUACAAUUUCAAACAAGAUAGUUUUUAGGAUCUGAAAUAUCGGCUUAGUUACCGUAAGAUUUUUUCCCGAAGAUCGCGUUGUUGCCCCGCUAAUAUCGUCCUAUAGGUAACUAUAAAGUCUCUCCCAACAUUGCUUACACCGUUCGAUGAACUAAUAUUUGUAACUGAAGAAAGCGGGUCUUUAUAAAUGGCUAUAACACUUUAAAAUGGGAACAGACAUGAAAGUUAAUUCAAAUGUGAGCCAUGAUUAGACCUCAUAAAGAUAACUAGGUUCAGGGUGCGGCAUUUACCUCACUUCUGACACCAUAAGGUGGUAUAACCUGAGAAUACACGACACCCACAAAAUGCACGUACCAAGUUUAACCGCUGACCUAGAUGUACAGCAUAUGCAAAUCAGCAAUCAGGGUCCCCUAUUCAGUUUCUUGUUGUUGUUUGUGACUGAACCCGGGAAAGAAAACUGGGUCACAUUCCUUGCCCACGUACUGCGCGCGAGUGACUUUUGAUAUCCCUUCCUUUGCAUCGAAAAUGAUUUUAGACGUCGUGAAAAGUUUGUGGCUUAUGUUUAAAAGAAAGUUGCUGGCAGAACUAUGGUAGUAACAGAACAACACAAUACAUAACUUGUUAAACUCAUGCUUUAUCAGAGUCAUACAAUCCACCAUGUUCCAUCGGCAGCCGUAAGUACCAAGCAGAGGAGCGCGGGCUCAUUUCCCGAACAGCGGCUGGUAAUCGAGCCUAUCUUGAGAAUUGACACGUGGUCUUGUCUUUUUUAGGGUCGAUUUAGCAUCAAUUUAAAAGAAACUGGCAUCAGAUUAACCUCCAAGGUCAUGUGGGGAUCAACAGGCCAGGCGUAUUCGCAAAUUAUCUACAGAUAUCCGGUGAGUGCUUUGUACAUCAUGUAACAUAACUAAUUGACAAAUACUCGGGCAUCAAGUACUUGUUAACCCUGCCAGCAGAACCUUUCUGUCGCUUGCUCGGUUUUGGCGUGCCCAAGAAAGACUCUAAAUGAAUCGAGGAAGAUCUUUGUUAAGCAUGCGUUGCAUGUCGCUAGGAUACAUUUUCCAACCCUGGCCUAAUAGCCUUGUGCUUCUUACAGCAGACUCAGUUUGACGAAAGAAAACAAGGUUGACUAGUCAGGAAGUUCGGGUUGCGGUGACUUCUUAAUAGCCCGUGUACAGAUUCCCCCCCCCCUCCCUACAUGAUGUAGUGAUCUACCAGUAACAGCCAAUCAAAUCACUUGCCACACAUUCGCGAAAAAUCACGUGGCCUCCAUACACGAUUAGCAACGGUGAAUCAAAGACGCUCCUUCCCCGAUUUUUCCUGAGGGGAGGGGGGGUCUGUACCCAAGCUACUUCUCAAAGGCUUAACGCGGUUCAGGAAGAGGCUCCUUUUCUACUUCUCCAUCAAGAAGAAGACUAAAGAAGACUCUUCUCGAAGGGUGUUACUUGUUAGCUUUCACGUUUCAACCCAUGAUGAAACGUUACAGCUUUUAUGGGUCCAACAAUUCGAAUAUACCAUCCUCAAGGCAGCCAUUCUCUGUUGAUGUAAUUCCAUGUCAGCAAUCUGAAAACCUUUUCUUUCUCGUGUGUCAAAAAUUAUUCAAAUAUUUUUUUCUAUCUCUUUUAAGGAAGGACAACAAGUUAUAGGAAAAUGCGGGGGAAGAUGUGGUAUCUGUAGACCUGAAAAUGAUGUAGGGCUUAAAAUUGAACUUGUAGAAGGUAAGUCUUGGAUAUUUUCUUUUUUGCUGUUUCUAUAUAGGAUUCGGACGACACGGUAAAUGGAGCGGAGCAACGUUAACAAAACUGGCAAAGUAAAGCGGCUAGAACACUUAACAGGGGGAACGGUGACCCUCUCUGCAAUUUUCUCUUGCUCUUGCUCUUGCUCUCCCUACUACUUACUCUCGCUCAGCUCCCCUAUUCGACACUCUACAAACGAGAAGGAGACUGGACCGAUUUGACUUUUGCAAAGUCUUCUGGGAUAGUAACUGGAGUCGGACGCGCUGGUCAGCUAGUGAACGUAAGCAGCGAUGUCUUUGAGCGAUGCACGUCAGCCGAAAGUGGUCUUUUUUCAUGUGUGGACGGUGGUUUUGGCCAAAUGUUGCCCAAAUCGUCUCUAUUAUAGUAAAGACACUUAGAAAUACAAAUUUGGUAGCGUCAAGGUGCUUUAAAAUGAAAAAGACCUCACUUCCGGUUGACGUGCGUCGCUUAAAAAACCUGACCCCUGUAACAGUCCCAGACGUCUUUGCGAAAGUUAACUAGGCCCAGUUUCCCCACUCUGGCCUCACUUCAUGAAUCAUUUGAACGACAAUUUUCUUUUUGGGGGGGGAGGGGGGGCACACCACAGAAAAGAAAAUCCAGUAUCUAUCCAUCUCCGAAUUUUUAUUACAGCCUUGAAACCAAUAUGUAAUGGCACACUUACCCAGACCAAAAGGAACAUUUAUUUUGAAAUAAGACGAUACGACAUUCGUAUCAAGGUCAAUUGGCAGCUUUCAGAAGGGGCAUCCGCUGACCACUCUCACAUGACUGUAUAGCGGGCUGGAGUGUAGGGCUCGACUCAUUGAAGUCACUUUUUUUUAAAGCUGCCUUUCUUUGUGCUGUUGCUUUCCUCUGGUACUUACAAUGAUGCCUUUCCUCUGCACCUUUCCAUUUUUUUUUCCACUUUUUUAAUUCCUUACACAGUUCCAAACUCCAGUAGCGCGUUAUUAUACUUGCGAUGGACAUAGACAACAUCUCGAAUAAAUAGUUAUGUAAAGCUUAAAAGUAUUUUUGCUCCCUCCUUCAUAAAAAAUCAGCAAUCUUCAUUUCUUCUCGUUCCGUCAUGUCAGUGCCGGAUCUAGACCUUGAGAUAAGUGGGGGCCCGGUCAUCCGCUACUGCAUGUAAUACAGGGGCGGAUCAUCCGCUUUUCUAAUACAACUGGUAUUCUGCAAAAAAGGAAAAACCAUGUGGUUGAUUGGUGUUGAAGUAGAGCAACAGACGAGUGCACCCCCUCCUAAAAAAAAUCCUGGAUCCGCCCCUGUAAUAGAUGGGGGUACUUCAAAUAAUUUCAACAUAUUACCUACCUCUAAAGAACUAUACUGGAUAAUACCAAACUCCUUUAGAAAGCCAUUUUUCCAAUUUAUCACUAACUCCCCAUUUGCUUUUCUUUUCCUAUUGCAGAUGAGAGCUGAGAUUUGGUGUUCUUAGGAAUUUUACAAUGGGUGUAUAUAUUUCUACUCAUAGGCAUUUUGAAAUUAUAGUCCCGGCAAAGGUAACAGAGAGAGUGUAUUUAACUUUGGUAGUGGGAUCUAGGGAAAAAAAACUAAAUAUAGAAACGAUGUCUAAAACUCUGU
Porites lobata is the source of this 40918-nucleotide messenger RNA. NCBI's taxonomy places the organism in Eukaryota, Metazoa, Cnidaria, Anthozoa, Scleractinia, Poritidae. The record is from the annotation of a GenBank genome assembly.